CACGUAUCAGCCAAAACAACCCUAUUAGCACUAGCUAUCAAACACUAAAGUCACAGGAUUUUCAUUUGUCCAAUAAGUUCAGUUAUGGCCGAAUCACCAGCGGUCACAACAUUAUGUGAGAAUUCAAAUGAAGAAUUUCUUGAUGCAUCCAAGUUGUUGAUAACAUACGCUGACAACAUUUUAAGAAAUCCCAAUGAGGAAAAGUACAGAUCCAUUCGCAUUGGUAAUCCUACUUUCUCCACAAAGCUGCUUCCUAUCAAAGGUGCCGUGGAGUGUCUCUUUGAGAUGGGAUUUGAGGAGGCUGAGACCCACCUUGUGUUCCCCAAGUCUGCAUCAGUGGAUCAGUUGAAGCUCAUCAGAGAAUCGAUUGCAGCAGAGAGAGAGCAGAGGCUUCGUGGAGGUCAGCCUGUCCAUCUCUCUGCUCAGGCUGCUACGACCUCUCCACCAGCCCAGACACCAGGGAGCUCUGCUGGAGCCUCAAGCCAGCCGAUCCCAUCGCUUGCAGCACAGCCAUCGUCCUUGGAGAGCAGUAUGAGCUUCUUUGUGACUCUGCAGUCAAACUUCCAGCAUGUGAUGCUUUAUGAAAAUGUUGAACUGCAGCAGAAAGCGCGCAGCUGCAUCCCUCAUCAGCAGAUAUCCUCCACUGCUGAACACAGGCUGAAGGAAGCGAAAGAAGCUGAUCCAGAUUGUAAACUUGGCAUGGAGGACAUUUUGGUGCUGGAGUUGCUCAGCUGGUUCAAAAACAACUUUUUCUCCUGGGUGGACUCUCUGCCAUGCAGCCGCUGUGGAGGCCCCACCCAGAACUCCGGCAUGCUCAGUGCAACCCCAGAUGACAUCCGAUGGGGUGCCCAGCGGGUGGAGAACCACCACUGUGAGAGCUGCCGACUCUCCACCAGAUUCCCCAGGUACAACAAUCCUGAGAAGCUGCUUGAAACUAGGAGGGGGCGCUGUGGAGAAUGGGCUAACUGUUUCACACUGUGCUGCAGAGCCAUGGGCCUCGAGGCCAGAUAUGUUUGGGACAGCACAGACCACGUGUGGACAGAGAUUUACUCACCCUCUCAGCGCCGCUGGCUUCACUGUGACCCCUGUGAGAAUGCCUGUGAUAAACCUCUGCUGUAUGAGGUCGGCUGGGGGAAGAAACUUGCCUACAUUCUGGCUUUCUCUAAGGACCAGGUUGUUGAUGUGACCUGGAGGUAUUCCUGCAAACAUCCAGAGGUGUUGACAAGGAGGACCAGGGUUCAGGAGGCCUGGCUGCUACACACCAUUAAUGGACUGAAUGCCUCUAGACAGCAGUUCCUGGGUCCAGACAGGAAGAAAGUCCUGACAGAGAGGCUUCUAGUCGAGCUCGUUGAGUUUAUUUCCCCAAAGAAACCAAAAUCAGGAGAGCUGGGGGGUCGUAACUCUGGAUCUCUGGCCUGGAGGUUAGCACGAGGGGAGACCAGAGGUCCUGAUACAGCAACCUCUGCACAGGCUGCAGGUUUUGUGUUUACUCCCACUGAGAAAGAACAGAGCAGCCGGUUGCUGCAUGUGCGCUACAGUGCCUCCAAAGACCAGUACUGUAGACUGUCCAACAACAGUGAGCUCAUUCAGAGCUGGGAUCAGUGUGUCUGGAGGAAGGAAUCUGUGUUCAGAAAACUGGAGAACGACUGGCAGAUGGCCUACAUAGCUCGAACAGAAGGUUCCUCAGAGGGAAAAAUCAGCUGGAAGUUUGACUCUACUCCAGUGGGAAUGAAGAUAAAGUCCAUCUCAGUCAUGGCAAGCAGCCAGACAUUUCACUCUGGUAAAGUCUGCUGGCACUUAAAGGCAGGCUUGGUGACGACAGAGUUCACUGGAGAUGGGAAGAUGCAGUCGUUCCAGAGUCUCUCUGGCUCCUCAGAGUUUGUUAUCGUGGCUGAACUCAGCGGUGGAGAUGGGGAUGCAUCAUGGCAGCAUGCUCAGAUCUUCAGACAGAGCCUGAAGGAGAUGGAGGAGGCUUCAUUUGAAAUCCUUGUCCACUUAGAAGAUGCUUAACACAUGUUUUACUUGAUCCAGUAAGAAGAAAUAAGGAGCAACGAUGGCAACACAAGUGUAUUGUCCAUGUGGACAAUGGAGUCUGUCCUGCUACCUGGUUUUCCCACAUUUUUAGAGGCUUAUAAUGACAUUCAUCUUACAUCCACAUCUACGGUGCAGCUCAAAAGCUGAAAUGGGCCCAUGCUGGUGGUUUCUGAAGAAAAGGGAGACGUUUAGACUUUUCAACUCUGCUUGCAGACGAGUACCCUGGGCUUGACCCUGCUUGAUCCCACAUGAAUCAUGCCUGAGAUUACCUCUUUAAGCAUACCCAAGUCUGGUGGUGUCUUGUGUUCACAGUUAAAUGAACCGGACUUUGGGAUCAGAUCAGGGCACAGGUAAACCACUCUUUACUUAUUUUAUCCCAGUGAGAUGGAGUAAGAUAAAACGUUUAGAAUAAUGUCCACUCAAGGCUUCUGUACAUUCCACCUACACAAUUUUGACCAACUUUGAAAAAGCUCUGCAACAGACCUUAGUCUUCCCUUAAGAACCACUGCACAAGACAAACACUAAAGCCUACUAUAUAUUCAGUUGAUAUAAAAAUAGGACUGAAGUAACAAGUACCAUAAAUCCCUUUUAACCCUUGACGAUACACAAAUGAAGACGUGAUGAUUUUGUCCCUCCAACAGGAAACUGAUUUUUGUCACUCAGUUGUCUUGUGUGUGGUUUGACCAAGAGCAAACAGCCUAAGUUAUGACACAUGCAGUCGGUAGCACACCAAUAUAAAAUUACCCAUAAAGCCAUAGUUUUUGUAAAAAUUGUUUUCACUGUUUGUGUCUCUUAUUUGUGAUGUAUAGAGACUUGUUUUCCACACAGCACAUCAGGGUUGAUGUCCCUAUUAGCUGGGUUGCUGCUGUUCUCCUGUCUGUAAUAAAACUAAUUAUUGGUGAUUUUGAUAUAAUUGAUAAAACCAUUAUUGGUGUGUGUGAUUAAGAAAACACAUUAGUGGGCUAUGAAGAUGUAUUUUAGUUUGCUGGUUUAUUCUGGCAUAGAACCAAGCCUUUAACAAUAUUAAAACUAAUAAAUUUAUAAAACAAGUAUGAUGAUACUAAAAUUUGACAUGUUUCAAAAGAAACUGUAUCAAGCAUCUUUAAAUCCAGUAUUAAAGGAAAAUAAAUGACUAGAAAGGGUGCUUUAAGUGAAAGGUUGUGAUUGUAAUGUCAUAAAAAUAUAAACAUCUAAAUGUAAUAAUUUUAAGUGAAAAAAUAUGACAAAG
Messenger RNA from Cheilinus undulatus (humphead wrasse), 3262 nucleotides. RefSeq names its product N-glycanase 1 (gene ngly1). Gene Ontology annotation, molecular function: peptide-N4-(N-acetyl-beta-glucosaminyl)asparagine amidase activity. NCBI's taxonomy places the organism in Eukaryota, Metazoa, Chordata, Actinopteri, Labriformes, Labridae. Gene Ontology annotation, cellular component: cytoplasm; nucleus; cytosol. The coding region runs from base 85 to 2010 and encodes 641 amino acids. The transcript has 13 exons. Gene Ontology annotation, biological process: glycoprotein catabolic process; protein quality control for misfolded or incompletely synthesized proteins; protein deglycosylation. The record is from RefSeq and is a predicted model, not a curated record.